GCAUCACGGACCGACUGACGUACGGAAUCUUUCUGCUCGCACUCGCAAUUGUCCAUUUUUGCUCCGCCAGUGAAGUGUCGGACUAUUUUUCACUCCCAAAAGUUGUACUUUUCUGCAAGCGCAAGAAAACCCAUAUCCUCGGCAAGAUGCAGGGACUAACGAUGGCUAGUUUGAAGAAGAACCCAGCGCUGAUCCCGCUGUACGUGUGUAUCGCGAUGGGUUCGGCUGGAGCCGUCUUCUACACCCUUCGUCUGGCGCUGAAGAGCCCCGAAGUUACCUGGAGCCGCAAGAACAACCCCGAGCCGUGGGAGGAAUACCGGACCAAGCAGCAUAAGUUCUACUCUCCGGUCAGGGAUUACUCCAACAUUAGCAGCCCGGCCCCGAAGUACACCGACUAAAGUGUCAGCACAUUGUCAGCCACUGAAGAGGCGCCACCGGCUAUAGAAUGGGGACGGGGAAUCACCACUCUAAUAUAUACCCUAGCAUCAAUAAAACUGGCCGCGGAACGACAACACCGGACGCCCAUUCUCCCUCCCCUAUAGUAGUGCAGAUGUAUUAUUUGUCAUUUGAGCAGCCGCUGGAAAAGACUCAAAGGAUAAACGGAAUUCGAUCGACUAAUUGGAACACAUUUAGCACGCAGUGAUGAAACGCAUACUUUGGAUAAACAACAUCCCAUCCCAAAACAACAAGCCACGGGACGAUUGGUGCUUAUUCUAGUUUGGUUGGCAGUUAGAACUUCUUAUUUGUAAAUAUGGUCCAAUCUGUAUGGGUGUGUAUGGUGAAACGGAACCAAUUGCGCGGCAAAUAAAAUCUGCUGAUUUUGAAAACCAA
Molecule: messenger RNA, 831 nt
Organism: Anopheles merus
Lineage: Eukaryota; Metazoa; Arthropoda; Insecta; Diptera; Culicidae
Gene: ND-MLRQ
Product: cytochrome c oxidase subunit NDUFA4
Exons: 3
Coding region: 147-398 (83 amino acids)
Source: RefSeq, a predicted model, not a curated record